AUGUCGCAGAACGAUUUUUUACGAGAACUUUGCAGCUGGUCUGCAGAUGAGAAAAUUGAUCCCCAACAUGCUAUUUUGCUUGUUGGUGUGCCAGCUGACACCGAUGUUGCGUUUAUCGAAGACACAGUGCAAACGGUCAAAGUCUUUGGGCGAGUACGGGCUCGCGCAACAAAAGAAGGCACAGUUCCUGGGACUAUUUUGGUAUUAUGUGAGUGCAGAGAGAAAAUCUGCCCCGCUCAGGUGCCAUAUGAAGUGUUGCCAUCCUCUGGGGAGACCUGGGAAAUUGUUGUGAUAAAAGAUGAGGACCCUAAUAUGAAUGCUUUUUCAGGGAGGUUAGCUCAGUUCCUAAAUAGGGAGGGCAAAAACAUUACUGACCUUCAAAGCCUGAUAAACCCCUUGGUUUCAAAUGUUACAUCACCUGAGACAAUCAUUCGUGCCAUUGGGGAGUUAUUGGAGAAAACUAAGCCCACUAGCGAUGGUCAAGCCUACCGUCGCUUACGCAUAUUUUCUGGUCUCGAGCCUACCCCAGUAGGUGAAGAGAAUAGUGAGAAUUGGCUUGAACAAGCUAGAUUGAUGAUUUCAGAGUCAGACUGCUCCGCCAAGGAGAAGCGCAAACGUAUUGUGGAAAGUCUCAAAGGACCAGCAUUAGAGGUGAUAAAGGCAGUAAGAGCCAACAACACAGAUGCUACCGCCCUCGAGUAUAUUGAGGCUCUGGAGAGUGCUUUUAGCACCUCAGAGUCGGGUGAGGACUUGUAUUUUGCUUUUCGUUUGCUUCGACAAGAGCCUGGGGAGGCCUUGUCUGAUUUUCUACGUAGACAAGAAAGAUCGCUAACGUUAGUGAUCAAACGGGGAGGGUUAACUCCUCAGAGAGCUGAUCGUGCCCGUGUAGAACAGUUGUUAAGGGGUGCGAUUGAAUCAGAUUUGAUGCUAUUGAAAUUGCGGCUGCAUGAACGGAAAGAAAAUCCCCCCACGUUUCUUAGACUUCUCAAUGAGAUUCGAGAAGAAGAAGAAAACGAAGCAGCUAGACGUAAGCUUGGUGUCAGUGUGAAAGAUAAGACAGUAAAAGACAGAGGGAAAGGCUCACUGUCAAAUCGAGACAACUUGAAAGUAGAUGCUAAAGAGUUAAGACUCCAACUGGGUAGCACAAGUCUGUCGCAGCCCUCCGAGAGGGAUUAUGUUAAAAGCAAAACUGAGGUAAGGCCCUCAGACAACCCGUUAAAUGCAGAGGUUCUAGCCCUAAAAGCUCAAGUAGAACAAUUACAGAAACAAUUGUCUGUGCUUAGUGUAGGGACGAGUAGUCCGAAUACUCAAGAGUUCCUGGUGAGCCGUGGUUCCGUUGCUCCAAUAAGAUCAGCAGGUAAAAGCAGUGACGGCUUUUUCUGUUACAAUUGUGGAGGAGAUGGCCAUAUUGCCAGCAAAUGUGAACAUGCUGCAAAUUCUGGUUUAGUCAUUCAGAAACUGCUACAAUUACUCCGCAAAUCUAAAGAGAAAAAAACCCGCUUCAGGACAAAGAGAUACAGAUGUAGGGAGGAGUGA
Molecule: messenger RNA, 1536 nt
Organism: Cyprinus carpio (common carp)
Lineage: Eukaryota; Metazoa; Chordata; Actinopteri; Cypriniformes; Cyprinidae
Product: paraneoplastic antigen Ma1 homolog
Exons: 1
Coding region: 1-1536 (511 amino acids)
Molecular function (GO): nucleic acid binding; zinc ion binding
Source: RefSeq, a predicted model, not a curated record